Molecule: messenger RNA, 304 nt
Organism: Apis mellifera (honey bee)
Lineage: Eukaryota; Metazoa; Arthropoda; Insecta; Hymenoptera; Apidae
Gene: Apamin
Product: apamin protein
Exons: 3
Coding region: 29-169 (46 amino acids)
Source: RefSeq, marked validated
ACAACAAUUCUAUUGAAUACGAAACAAAAUGAUUUCUAUGCUGAGAUGCAUUUACUUAUUUUUAUCCGUUAUUUUAAUAACAAGCUACUUUGUGACACCAGUAAUGCCUUGUAAUUGUAAGGCACCAGAAACUGCACUUUGCGCAAGACGUUGUCAACAGCAUGGAUAAAUUUCUGCAAAUUGGAUUCAUCAAAAUGGUUAUAAUGAAUUAAUUGAAUUUAAAAUAUUAUACAACAUUUAUCUCUAUAUGUUAUCUCUAUAUAUGUUAUCUCUAUAUUAUUAAAAAAUAAAUUCUUUGAUUUGA